This is a messenger RNA of Danaus chrysippus (African queen), 1542 nucleotides long. The record is from the annotation of a GenBank genome assembly. Lineage: Eukaryota; Metazoa; Arthropoda; Insecta; Lepidoptera; Nymphalidae.
AUGUUAAUAUUAUUACUAAUAGGUGCUGCGCUCGCUACUCAAAGAGACCCGGCCGCGGAUCAAAUAGUCAUGUUCAAAGAAAAUACACCAGGUCCCAUCGGGAUAAUGACUACGAGCUCUGGCGCGCCCGUGGAGCACGAAGAAGCAACGAAUACAUUGAACAGCAGGUUGAUCUUCAAUGAGUUCUUUAUGGACUCCAUAACACAUCUCGUGCGCGAAAGAAUACCGGAACGAAUAGUGCACGCGAAAGCAGGUGGGGCGUUCGGUUAUUUUGAAGUUACACAUGAUAUAACACUUAUUUGUAAAGCAAAAUUGUUCAGUAAAGUUGGCAAGAGAACACCUGUGGCUGCAAGAUUUUCACCCGUGGUAGUGGAGAGAGGUGGAAGUGAUACAUCCAGGGACGCCCGAGGUUUUGCUGUUAGAUUUUAUACUGAAGACGGGAAUUUUGAUAUUGUUGGUUUUAAUACACCUAUGUUUGUUUUGAAAGAUCCACUACUUUUUCCUACUUUCGUAAGAGCACAAAAGAAAAAUCCCGCGAAUAAUCUCUUUGAUCCUAAUAUGCUUUGGGACUUUCUAACACUACAACCGGAGAGCUUGCACAUGUUUUUAUUGGUAUUUGGGGAUCGUGGCAUACCAGACGGUUACCGGCACAUGCCUGGAUUUGGUAUUCAUACUUUCCAAGUUGUUAAUGAACAUGGGGACAUUCAUUUCAUAAGAUUUCAUUUCACGCCUGAUGCUGGCAUCAAAAACUUGAGAUCGGAAGAAGCUAGAAAAAUUGGAGCAGAAGAUGCGGACUACAACACUAGAGAGUUAUAUAGGGCCAUAGGAAACGGUGAAUUCCCAAGCUGGACAGUUAGCAUACAGGUGCUGAGUUUGGAUGAAGUGAAAACAGCUGGAUUCAACGUAUUUGAUGUAACUCUUGUUCUCCCAUUGGACGAAUAUCCACUCAAAAAGUUAGGGAAAUUCGUGUUAAAUAAAAAUGCAGUAAAUUACUUUGCUGAAAUAGAGCAGCUUGCUUUCUCUCCCGCUAAUUUAGUUCCGGGAAUACUGGGUGCACCUGAUAAGUUGUUUGAAGCCCGCCGUUUGUCGUACAGGGAUGCACAAUAUUACCGUCUUGGAGCAAAUUUCAAUAAUAUCCCAGUGAAUUGUCCGUUUAGAACCGAAGUUUUUGCUUACAACAGAGAUGGAAGGCCACCUGUGAAGGAUAAUGGUAAAGAUUCGCCAAACUAUUUCCCCAAUUCGUUCCACGGGCCAGUACCAUAUAUUGAUAAAAAUAAAGGCCACCUCAUAGAAAUUGUGGAAGAGAAGGCAAAUAAUUUCAGACAAGCGAGAGAACUGUAUGUGAAUGAAAUGACUAGUGAGGAGAGGAACAGGUUGGUGGAAAAUAUUUUAUACAGCUUAGGACCGGCGACCCAGUUCAUUAAAGACAGAGCGGUCAAAGUGUUCAUGCUCAUUCAUCCAGAUCUUGGCACGCGCGUAGAACACGGGCUGUCCGCAAACGGGACAAACAAACUGACCAGUUACGAGUCUUAUUGGAAAUAA